AUGACCUCUACUAUUUACGCUGCGUUCGUGUUGCAACAACACGAACUGGAAUCCAACGGCGACUUAACGCAUCAGAUCAUGAUAUUCACUGAAUCCGAAGACCCCGCGCACUCGCCGUACGUUAAGAUGAAGAACGUGUCCAUGGACGUGCUGGCCGAGGCGAUACAAAAACGGCUAGGCGACCACAGCGCGUACAAGUUUUUGAACCGACGGUCGGACGACGACCGCGACGGCGUUAUGCUGUACGCGAUUCCGACGGUGGAAACCGACGACGAAGAGCUUGACCAGUUCAAGUUUGUGUCCAGCCACGAGGGGACGAAGAGGGUGUUGACCGAGGUCAUGGAGGAUUUGGGCUGCGAGUACACUCGCCUGUUGCCGGACAUCGAGAUCUCACGCGUCGAUUCGAUGGCCACCUGGACGCUGACCGUGUCCGAGAGCCACGAGUACCACGAACUGAGACUGACGCCGGGAAAUCGGUGCACCAAUGACGACGUGACGCCGCACACGAGCACCGCCGAGUUGCAGAUCAAUAACAUUCGUCUGUCGGAGAUAUUGUACUUGGCCGAGUACACGCAUACGAUAAGUCCAAAUUUGGAGCGUUACUGUGACGUGCCGUUGUAUCUGGGCUCCAAACGGACUUGCGAGAGAUUUAAAUUCCCCAAGACGGCCAAGACGUCUGCGCAAAUUGUGCGGGAAAUACAGCGCAAGAUCGACAGAACGCACGUACCUCUUUCCGAGCUGUGGAACAUAGUCAUGGGCGGUGUCAAAUUUUUUAUAUAA
Messenger RNA from Macrosiphum euphorbiae (potato aphid), 780 nucleotides. NCBI's taxonomy places the organism in Eukaryota, Metazoa, Arthropoda, Insecta, Hemiptera, Aphididae. The record is from the annotation of a GenBank genome assembly.